GGCUGUUGUGUGUUCGAAGCUAAGAACUCUGCGGAGGCAUGAUGAGGUGUCUGAUCUUCAGUCUGCUGUGUCUGGCUCUUACUGAGGGACUUGUCAGAGUUCCUCUUGUUACAAAGAAGACCAUAAUGAAAGAAAGAGGUCUCCUCAAGGAAAUGCUGAAGCCCUCACAGUACAACUCUCAGCAAGGUUACAAUGAGAGCCUGAUCAACCAAUAUGACAUGGUAUAUUUUGGAAAGGUUGGUUUUGGAACCCCUCCACAGUACUUCUACAUAAACUUUGACACCGGCUCCAGCACUCUGUGGGUCAACUCUGUCUACUGCAAAAGUGCUGCCUGCAGCUAUCAUCCUCUCUUUAACCCAAGCAAGUCUUCCACAUUCACCACCAGUCAUCAACCAUUUUCAAUUGAGUAUGGAUCAGGCAGUGUCCAGGGUUUCACUGGCUAUGACACAGUCACAAUGGGUCAACUGACUGUCACAAAUCAACUGAUUGGUUUAAGCACUUCAGAGCCUGGUGAUCAUUUUGCAAGGCCUCUGCAUGAUGGAAUUAUGGGUCUGGCCUUCAGACCUCCUAAUUACCAGACCAUUGUAGACACCAUGAUCCAAGAAGGUGUUAUUGAGGAGCCGAUCUUUGCUUUUUACUUGACCAGGGACUCUGAGAGUGGAAGUGAGGUGGUGUUUGGUGGAGUUGAUCACUCUCAUUACCAAGGUCAGAUCCACUGGGUCCCUGUACAACAUGAUAGCCACUGGCGGCUGGUCUUUGCAGGUUUUGAGGUGAAUCACCAGUCAACUGGAUGGUGUGAAAAUGGAUGUACUGCUAUUACUGACACAGGAACGUCACUGCUGCUGCUCCCAGGACAGUAUGUAGGCCCUCUCCAUCAAAUGCUGGGAGCCCAACAGGACAGCAACGGCAACUAUGUGUUUAACUGUAAUGCCAUAAGCAGCCUUCCCCCACUGACGUUUGUUAUGAACGGAGCUCACCUGCAUUUGCCGAGUACAGCUUAUGUGUUUCAGAAUGGAGAUUACUGUUGGAGUGGCAUUGGUGGAACCUAUAUGCAUGGCAGCAAUGGUAAUCCUUUCUGGAUCCUUGGUGAUGUCUUCCUCAGACAUUUCUACUCUGUGUUUGACCAAGGCAAUGCCAGAGUGGGAUUUGCUACCUUAGCAUAA
Messenger RNA from Hemibagrus wyckioides, 1163 nucleotides. RefSeq names its product gastricsin-like. NCBI's taxonomy places the organism in Eukaryota, Metazoa, Chordata, Actinopteri, Siluriformes, Bagridae. Gene Ontology annotation, molecular function: aspartic-type endopeptidase activity. The transcript has 9 exons. Gene Ontology annotation, biological process: proteolysis. The coding region runs from base 39 to 1163 and encodes 374 amino acids. The record is from RefSeq and is a predicted model, not a curated record.